GGCACCAUUGCUGCCAUUAAAAUAGACGCCGCAGCGCAACAGCAACGCUGCCGUCGUCACAAUCAACGCCAGCGCCAACAUCAUCCACAUCAUCGCCAUCGCAGACGACGACGGCGCGUCCUUGCAUCCGGAUACGGCGUAUUGGGCGUGGACGUGGACUUAAACGUUGGGCGUAGAUGCUGCCCGUUGCUGGCCACUCAACCUAUAGACGACAGCAACGAAGACGACGGCAUAGCGAUAUCAAAAUCAACACCAACAUCCACAGGGGCAGCUGCAACCACGCAGCAGCAGCAUCCUUUCGAGCAACAACAACGACGACGGCGGCAUUACGACGGCCUGUCACUUGUAGGCAAUGCAACGCUUUGUGCAGCAACGGGUUGGACCUGGCCUAAGAUGGGUAGCGUGCUCUUUGCAGCUGUCUUCAUAGCAUUACACUUUGCCACCGGCGGCCUGGCCAACCCAGAUGCUAAGCGUCUCUACGACGAUUUGCUAAGCAACUACAAUCGACUCAUACGACCCGUGGGCAACAACUCCGAUCGUCUGACGGUCAAAAUGGGCUUACGGCUGUCACAGUUGAUCGAUGUGAAUUUAAAAAAUCAAAUUAUGACUACCAAUGUGUGGGUGGAGCAGGAGUGGAACGACUACAAAUUAAAAUGGAAUCCCGAUGAUUACGGCGGUGUGGAUACUCUGCAUGUACCCUCGGAGCACAUAUGGCUGCCGGAUAUUGUGCUAUAUAACAACGCCGAUGGCAACUAUGAAGUGACAAUAAUGACAAAAGCAAUUCUGCAUCACACAGGCAAAGUGGUUUGGAAACCACCCGCCAUUUAUAAAUCCUUUUGCGAAAUUGAUGUCGAAUACUUUCCGUUCGACGAGCAGACGUGUUUCAUGAAGUUCGGCUCGUGGACAUACGAUGGUUACAUGGUCGACUUGCGACAUUUAAAACAAACAGCCGACUCGGACAACAUUGAGGUGGGCAUCGAUCUGCAGGACUACUAUAUCUCUGUGGAAUGGGAUAUUAUGCGAGUGCCGGCGGUGCGUAAUGAAAAGUUUUACAGCUGCUGUGAGGAGCCGUAUCUGGACAUAGUAUUCAAUCUGACGCUGAGGCGAAAGACGCUCUUCUACACCGUCAAUCUGAUCAUACCCUGUGUGGGCAUAUCAUUUCUGUCCGUGCUGGUGUUCUAUCUGCCCAGCGAUUCGGGCGAGAAGAUCUCACUUUGUAUCAGCAUUUUGCUGUCGUUGACUGUGUUUUUUCUGCUGCUCGCCGAAAUUAUACCGCCGACAUCGCUGACAGUGCCACUGCUGGGCAAGUAUCUGCUAUUCACCAUGAUGCUGGUCACGCUGUCUGUCGUGGUCACCAUUGCGGUUCUCAACGUCAACUUUAGAUCACCAGUGACGCAUCGAAUGGCACCUUGGGUGCAGCGCGUCUUCAUACAAAUCCUGCCCAAGUUGCUCUGCAUUGAGCGGCCCAAAAAGGAGGAUCCCGAAGAGGAUCAGCCGCCCGAGGUGCUCACGGAUGUCUUCCAUUUACCGCCGGAUGUUGACAAGUUUGUCAACUACGACACAAAGCGCUUCAGCGGUGAUUAUGGCAUACCAGUACUACCCGCCUCUCAUCGCUUCGACUUGGCUGCGGCGGGCGGCAUUGCCGCCCACUGCUUUGGUGAUCCGCCGCUGCCCUCCUCACUGCCACUGCCAGGUGCCGACGACGAUCUGUUCAGUCCAUCGGGUCUCAAUGGGGACAUAAGUCCUGGCUGUUGUCCAGCGGCCGCGGCCGCGGCAGCAGCUGCUGCUGCUGCUGAUCUCAGUCCCACAUUUGAGAGACCCUACGCACGGGAGAUGGAAAAGACCAUCGAAGGAUCACGCUUCAUUGCGCAGCAUGUGAAAAACAAAGACAAAUUCGAAAGCGUUGAAGAAGAUUGGAAAUACGUCGCCAUGGUAUUGGAUCGUUUGUUUCUUUGGAUUUUCGCAAUCGCUUGCGUGGUCGGCACAGCGCUAAUUAUAUUGCAAGCGCCAAGUUUGUACGAUCAAUCGCAGCCGAUUGAUAUAUUAUAUUCGAAAAUUGCUAAAAAGAAAUUCGAGCUGCUUAAAAUGGGCAGUGAUAACACCUUAUAACGUCCACUUGGGUUCGCAGCGGGCUGGUGGAAUUUAAUCAUCAGCUCGUUGCGAACCCUGUUCGCCGCCCGCGACGAUGAUCGUGGAUAAUAUACAAUGAGCCAAACCAUGAGCGUCUCAUCACCGUUAUCCAACACGAACAGCAGCAGCAGUAGCAUUAUAAACGAUAACGAUAUCGAUAACGGAACGUUGACCAACUCAUGGAGCCCAUUGUAAGCAGCGGAGCGAAGCGAGCAUUGGAAAUUUAAACGAAAGGAAUCAAAACGAAAUGAAACGAAACGAAAAUUAGUAUAAACAGUCGAAAGAGUGCAAGUUUUGGAGCAGUUGAUCAAAAUUUGUAUGUAAAGAAAGUAAAGCAAAACAAGUACUUAAGUGUUGGAUAACGUUAACUACGUUCAUAACUGGGUUGGAAAAUCAACUUUAACAUAUGUAUGUAUGUAUAACGCUGACAGUGACCAGUGGAUUUAGUUUGUAAGUUUUGAAGAGUGUAUGAUGUAUGGUAUGGUGAUUGUGUGGUGAAUCGUACAUAGUUGUUUGCUUGGUUGUGCAGUCUUGCAUAAUGUGACGGCCAGUGUUGUAAAAAAUAAACUUUUUGUAAUUUGUAUUGUAAU
Messenger RNA from Drosophila grimshawi, 2720 nucleotides. It is a transcript of the gene nAChRalpha1, whose product is annotated as acetylcholine receptor subunit alpha-like 1. Gene Ontology annotation, cellular component: neuron projection; postsynaptic membrane; synapse. The record is from RefSeq and is a predicted model, not a curated record. Gene Ontology annotation, molecular function: transmembrane signaling receptor activity; acetylcholine-gated monoatomic cation-selective channel activity. Lineage: Eukaryota; Metazoa; Arthropoda; Insecta; Diptera; Drosophilidae. Bases 394 to 2109 code for a protein of 571 amino acids. Gene Ontology annotation, biological process: monoatomic ion transmembrane transport; nervous system process; chemical synaptic transmission. The transcript has 9 exons.